Molecule: messenger RNA, 1356 nt
Organism: Hyaloperonospora brassicae
Lineage: Eukaryota; Oomycota; Peronosporomycetes; Peronosporales; Peronosporaceae
Source: the annotation of a GenBank genome assembly
AUGAGAGGGACGCGCGCGCUGCCGCUCCUCGUGGGCCUCACGGGUCUCGUGGCGCUCGUCGGGGCACUGUACGUGGAAGAAGACGCUGUCAAGAUGCUGGACGCCGAGGACUUUCGUGAACAGGUGCAGCAGGACUCGGGCGUGUGGCUGGUGGAGUUUUACGCGCCAUGGUGCGGCCACUGCAAAGAGCUGGCGCCCGAGUACAGGCGCGCGGCCAAAGCGCUCGCGGGUGUCGUGAACGUCGCGGCGAUCGACUGUGAGGAGAACGAGGGCUUUGUGCAGGAGUUUGAGGUGGAGGGCUUUCCGACCAUCCUGAUCUUUGGCAAGGACAAGACCAAGCCAACUGUGUUUGACGGCGAGCGCACGGCGAAAGGCAUUGUGGACGCGGCGCUAACGGCCUCUCGUCGAGUGGUCAAGGCCCGACUGGACGAUGGCACGGAGAAGAAGAAGAAGACGAAGACGAGGAAGCCUCGACCCGAGCCCAGGAAGAAGCCAGUGAAUGGCAAGAGCAGUGUUGUCCAACUCACGGACGCGACGUUUGACGACAUGGUGCUGAACAGUGGAGACGUGUGGCUCGUGGAGUUUUAUGCUCCAUGGUGUGGCCACUGCAAAGCUCUGGCUCCAGAGUGGGAGCAGGCUGCGACGGAUCUGAAGGGAUCGGUGAAGCUAGGGGCUCUUGAAGCGACAGUGAACGAAGUGAAGACAACCGAGUACAAAGUUGACGGGCUUCCUUCCAUUCGAGUGUUUGGACCCAACGCCAUGGGUCCUGCAGAUGCUGAAGAGUACACGGGCGAGCGCACAGCUGCUGCGAUCACUGACUUUGCUCUCGCCGCACUGGAAACACUGGGUGGCGGUCUCCGCAUCAAGGAGCUUGUUUCUGAUGAUGCCGUGGCCGACAUUUGCUACGGCAGAUCGAGCUGUGUAAUCAGCGUCCUCCCGCACAUUACUGAAGGCGGAAAGCGUGCACGUGAUGGCUAUCUCGAGACUCUCGAAGAGGCAGCGAAGCUGGUGCGUGGCAAGCCAUUCAAGUUUGGAUGGAUGCAAGGCGGCGACCAACCCGAGUUUGAGAACCGCUUCGAGCUGACGUUUGGGUACCCGUCAUUGGUGGCGAUCAACUUGGAUCGGAAGCGCUACGUCGUGCAACGUGGUGCCUUUACGGCUGAAGCCAUUAGUGCGUUUUUGCAGGAUGUCAUGCAAGGCCGCGAGUCAACAGUGGGUUUUGACGAGUUACCACCGAUCAAGACGGUCGAGCCAUGGGAUGGCAAGGACGUGGAGCUCGACGAGAUUGACGAAGAUGACGACGACGAUAUCUUGAGCGAGAUCCUGGCUAAUGCCGUCGGGAAGGAAGAGCUGUGA